AAAAUCUCUUUGCUGCAAAAGAGGGAUAAUCAUCUUCUUCCUGCAGAUUCGACAUUAAUCACCACCACCACCACCUCUUCUUCCUCCCUGAGUCCCCGUUGACGCCGGACGAAAGUACGCCACCGGACAUCGUCGUCUUCUACAAUACCUUAUCGGUCUCAGCCACUUAUCAUUUUGGAUCGAUUUCUCUCACGCCUCGUCGUCCCUUAGAGCAUUAGGUUUCCAUCUGUUUCACCUCCCUUUUCGUCGUCUCUAUCAUCAGUUAAAAAGAAGAUAUGGAUGUUGACAUUGACCAUUAUGUUAUUCUUGGAUUGCCAUCUGGUGAAGAAGGAUCCAAGCUUUCAGAGAAAGAGAUAACAAAAGCAUACAGGUCAAAGGCUUUGGAACUGCAUCCUGACAAGAGACCUGACGACCCCAAUGCUCAUGCCAAUUUUCAUAAGCUGCAAACUUCUUAUCAAAUCCUCAAGGAUGAAAAAGCUAGGAAACUUUUUGAUGAUCUUAUUCGAGUUAAACUUCAGAAACGUCAACGCCAAUCACAACAAGAUUCCAAGCGUAGGAGAAUGAUGUCAGAUCUUGAAGAAAGAGAGCGCACUGCUUUUGCUGAUGAUCCAACUGCUAGAGCUAGAGGUGAAGAAGAGAGUAUUGCCAGGAAACUUAAAGAAGAAAUUAGUAGAAUCCGCGCAAUGUAUGCCAAUAAAACAACUGGAACGUCGCCUUUAGAGAAAGAAACAGUAGUUGGACGGAAAAGUAGUGUGGGUGGAGGCCCUAGUGCUACAGAUAAGGAGAAGAUGCUUAAGGUUUCAUGGGAGAAGGUUGGUCUGGAUUAUAGUGCACAAACACUGAGGGAGUUAUUUGAAACAUUUGGUGAGGUCAAAGAUGUGGUUAUUAGGAGUUCCAAGAAAAAAGGAUCAGCCCUUGUCGUCAUGGCUACCAAAGAAGCAGCUAUUGCUGCGACUGGAACUGUAUGUGGGGAUCUCUCGAAUCCUUUGUUAGUAGUACCCCUACAACCAGCAGUAACUAGUGCUUUUCCAACAGCCCGUGAGCCUGUGGAGUCUGAUGGUCCGAAGCUAAAUGAAGACCUUGUUGGCGCUAGAUAUCAAGCGUUUGAAGAUUCUGUCUUACAGAAACUGCAGAAGGUUUGACCUGCACAUGAAUCUCUUUAUCAUGCUGCCCAGAGACAAAAAUGAUGUAUAAAUAAAUUCCAAAUACCAGAAAGAUGUUGGUUUUGAGAGAGGUGAUGAAAUGUAAGAAAGUCACAAUUUGACCUUUCUAUGUGGGUGCUUUUUUGGUUCACAUUGCGACUCUCAAGGAAUUUCUGUUAGAAACCAUGUAUUGGAAGACAAAUAGGUAGUUGGUUUAUGUACAAUGAUUAUUACAUUACUAAUCUGGCAUUAGAAUUUAA
Messenger RNA from Cynara cardunculus var. scolymus (artichoke), 1402 nucleotides. Its product is annotated as dnaJ homolog subfamily C member 17. Lineage: Eukaryota; Viridiplantae; Streptophyta; Magnoliopsida; Asterales; Asteraceae. The record is from RefSeq and is a predicted model, not a curated record. Gene Ontology annotation, molecular function: RNA binding. The transcript is spliced from 5 exons. The coding region runs from base 276 to 1142 and encodes 288 amino acids.